AUGUUGCUUAUUCCCCCAGAUCCCCAGAUCACUAGCCGUAGGUUCAGUCCACCGCUCCAUGGUAAGACCAGAGAUGGGACAGUGGGAGUGACAGCUCAGCAUGAGGACAGUGGCCCCCGGAGUACAGGGGACAUUCCUGCUGAGUUCAGGCCCACCGACAGCCCCAACUUUCUGGUGUCAAGCCUCCCCGCACACUGGCGUUGCAACAAGACUCUGCCACGUGCCUUCACGGUGGUUGCCCUGGGGGAUGUAAGUGACGGUGUUCUAGUCACGGUGAUGGCAGGGAAUGAUGAUAACUGUUCAGCUGAGCUACGGAACGCCACCACGCUGAUGACAUCACACACAGCACGCUUCAAUGACCUCCGCUUUGUAGGACGCAGUGGGAGAGGUCACAGGCAGAAGAUGGAGGUUGGUCCAAAAACAGGGCUUUUCAGGGUUGCCAUGCCAAUGCAGAGUCUCCGCCCCCUCAACAACAUCACCAACCCUCCAACAAGAGGUGUGUGUGAGCUGGCUGCUGGGUUUGAUCGCCCGUUUCCCCCCCUUUCCUCAUUCUCGUCCACUCCCAGAAUGCACUUCUCCUCCUUCCCCUACUCCGUCACCCCCCCUCCACCCCCGUACCUCCCCCCACCUUUCCCCACUCUCCCCCCCCACUCCCACAGUGGACUCUUCCAGCCCAGCAGCAGCCCCAUCCUCUACUAUGGAGCCUCUGCCGGGACCAACCACUACAUCUCACUGCCAGAGGGGGACAGGACAAACCACUUUACCUCUGGGCCGGGAGAAGACCAGGCCCCCACUGCCAGGCUGGCCAACCAAACAGAGGGUAGGGGGGAGGAGCCUGUGUGGAGGCCAUAUUGA
Molecule: messenger RNA, 855 nt
Organism: Salvelinus fontinalis (brook trout)
Lineage: Eukaryota; Metazoa; Chordata; Actinopteri; Salmoniformes; Salmonidae
Product: runt-related transcription factor 3-like
Exons: 4
Coding region: 1-855 (284 amino acids)
Biological process (GO): regulation of transcription by RNA polymerase II; hemopoiesis; regulation of cell differentiation
Cellular component (GO): nucleus
Molecular function (GO): ATP binding; DNA-binding transcription factor activity, RNA polymerase II-specific; RNA polymerase II cis-regulatory region sequence-specific DNA binding
Source: RefSeq, a predicted model, not a curated record